UGGGGCCCCAGGGCAGGGCCCCACUGCCCUCCCCCUGCUCUCCCGACGCGGCCACGCCCCGCUCAGGCUCCUCCCACGCCGCGCGCCCGCCCGUGUCCUCCUGCGACCUGCUUACUCCGAGCCCCUGGCGGGGGGGCAGCGGAGAGCUGUCCCCGCAGGACACCCGGAGCUUCAUGCAGGCCGGAGAGCAUAUCCGACCCAGCGCCGACGAGCCAUCGUUGGUCGCGAAUCGGCCUGUGUCAGGCGUGGCAGUUAGGCCCACCCCAGGACAGGUGUGCGGGCGAUGGGGGAACAGGGGCGAGAGGAGUACAGGAUCCAGUCUUUCGACGCGCAGACUCAGCAGCUGCUGAAGACGGCCCUCAAGGACCCGGGCGCUGUGGACCUGGAGAAAGUGGCUGGCGUGGUGGUGGAUCAAUCUCUGCGGGACUGUGUGUUUAGCAGGGAGGCAGGCCGCCUGUGCAACGCCAUUAUCCAGGCUGAGGGCAAGCAGACAGGCCAGAAUGUCUUCCGGCGGGGUCUCCUCAACCGGCUGCAGCACGAGUUCCAGACCCGGGAGCAGCUGCGCGCCCGCUCCCCGCAGGCCUGGGUCUGCUACGUCACCUUCAUCUGCAAUAUCUUCGACUACCUGAGGGUCAGCAACAUGCCCAUGAUGGCCCUGGUGAACCCCAUCUAUGACUGUCUCUUCCGGCUGGCGCAGCCUGACAGCCUGAGCGUGGAGGAGGAGGUGGACUGCUUGGUGCUGCAGCUGCACCGGGUCGGAGAGCAGCUGGAGAAGGUGAACGGGCAGCGCAUGGACGAACUCUUUAUGCUGCUCCGCGAUGGCUUCCUGCUGCCCGCCGGCCUCAGCUCCCUGGCACAGUUGCUGCUGUUGGAGAUCAUCGAGUUCCGGGCGGCCGGCUGGAAGACCACCCCUGCCGCCCACCGCUACUACUACAGUGAGGUCUCCGACGACGCCAGCUAGCCACCCUCUGCCCACCUCUGGGGCCGAGCACGCACAGGUCACAGACACCACUUGGGACACGCGGGGCCUGGGAGCAGCCCAGCUGCAGGUUUAAUGGUGGCAGGUGCUUUGCGGGAGCUGGGGAGAUUUUCUAAUAAACCUUUGCUAA
Messenger RNA from Sorex fumeus (smoky shrew), 1109 nucleotides. It is a transcript of the gene MIF4GD, whose product is annotated as MIF4G domain containing. The transcript is spliced from 6 exons. Gene Ontology annotation, molecular function: protein binding; RNA binding; translation activator activity. The record is from RefSeq and is a predicted model, not a curated record. NCBI's taxonomy places the organism in Eukaryota, Metazoa, Chordata, Mammalia, Eulipotyphla, Soricidae. Bases 284 to 961 code for a protein of 225 amino acids. Gene Ontology annotation, biological process: regulation of translational initiation. Gene Ontology annotation, cellular component: cytosol.